AUGAUGCUCUUUGGGCCUAGGACUGCUUUCAAGACACCUAUUGGCACAUCUCCCUUCAACCUUCUCUAUGGAAAGAGCUGCCACUUACCAGUAGAUCUUGAGUACAAAGCUCUCUGGGCUGUUAAAAUGUUGAAUUUUGACAUUAAAACAGCUCAAGAGAAGAGGGUGAUUCAGUUACAUGAGCUAGAGGAGAUAAGACUUAAUGUUUUUGAGAGUGAAAGGAUUUACAAAGAAAAGACCAAGAUCUUGCAUGAUCAGAAGAUCCUUAAGAGAGAGUUCAAGGUGGGAGACCUUGUUCUCUUAUUUAACUCUAAGCUCAAGCUCUUUCCUGGUAAGUUAAGGUCAAGAUGGUCAGGACCAUUCAGAGUUUUAGAGGUUAGAAGCUCUGGAGCAUUGGUCUUGGAAGGAAAGGAUGGCAAGGGUUUUGUUGUGAAUGGACAAAGAGUCAAGCAUUACCUGGUUUCAGAGAAGAGAGAGGAAGCUUCUACAGUUCCUCUUGAUGAUCCACCAACCUGUUAA
This is a messenger RNA of Eutrema salsugineum, 519 nucleotides long. RefSeq lists its product as uncharacterized. Bases 1 to 519 code for a protein of 172 amino acids. NCBI's taxonomy places the organism in Eukaryota, Viridiplantae, Streptophyta, Magnoliopsida, Brassicales, Brassicaceae. The transcript has a single exon. The record is from RefSeq and is a predicted model, not a curated record.